UCAAUUAAAAGAGUGAAGGAGGGAAGGCUAUGGCGCCUUAGGGUACCGGGGAGCGAGCGCGAUGUACAUCAAACAGGUGAUUAUCGAAGGUUUCAAGAGCUACAAAGAACAGGUCGCGACUGAGCCUUUUAGUCCUAAGCACAACUGUGUUGUUGGCGCCAAUGGCUCUGGAAAAACAAAUUUUUUCCACGCAAUUCGAUUCGUUCUUAGCGACCUGUUUCACAACCUGCGAGCUGAAGACAGACAAGCACUUCUCCAUGAAGGUGCCGGACAUCAAGUGCUAUCCGCAUUUGUGGAGAUCGUCUUUGACAACAGCGACAAUCGCAUACCGGUCGACAAAGAAGAAGUUCGCCUCAGGAGGACAAUCGGUAUGAAGAAAGACGAGUAUUUUCUGGACAAGAAGCAUAUCACGAAGACUGAAGUGAUGAACCUUCUGGAAAGUGCCGGAUUUUCCAGAUCAAAUCCCUACUACGUUGUGCAGCAGGGCAAAAUUGCGUCCCUCACCCUCAUGAAAGACAGUGAGCGUCUUGAUCUUCUUAAAGAAAUCGGUGGUACACGGGUGUAUGAGGAGCGCAGGAAGGAGAGUCUCAAGAUUAUGCAGGACACCGAGAAUCGGAGGAAACAGAUCAUUGACGUUGUGCAGUAUAUUGAAGAGAGGCUCAAGGAGUUGGAUGAAGAGAAGGAGGAGCUGAAGAAGUAUCAGCAGCUAGAUAAGCAGAGGAGGUCUCUAGAGUAUACGAUUUUUGAAAAGGAGCUUCUUGACGCGAGGCAAAAGCUGGAAGAGAUUGAAGAAGCUCGCGCUAGAGUGUCCGAAAAGUCGUCGAACAUGCACAAUGCUGUUGUGGAGUCGCACGAACGUUUGAAAGGAAUUGAGAAGGAGCUCAAAACUUUGGCUAAAGGACAGCAAGGUUUGCUCAAGGAGAAGGAAUCCGCUGAGAAGCAGAAAACUGAAGCUAUGAAGGCUUUAGCCAAGUUUGAGCUGGACGUUCGAGAUGUAGAAGACCGAAUCAAGUCUGAAGCAAGAACAAAGGAAGAGGUAACAAAGGAGCUCCAAUCGCUUGAAAAGGAGAUUAAAAAAACGGAGAAUGAGUUUGAGCAAGUGAAGCCCGUGUAUGAUCGACAAGUAGCAGAAGAAGACGAAAUUACCAAAGGAAUUAUAGAGCGCGAGAAACGGCUGAGCGUUCUUUAUCAGAAGCAGGGUCGAGCUACGCAGUUUGGAAGCAAACGAGAACGAGACAAAUGGCUCCAGAAAGAAGCUUCAGACUUGGAGAAGGUGGUGGAAACGACUUCUGCACAGAUUGUAAAACUGGAGGAGGAAAUACGUCACAUGAACGAGGAGCUCGAAGCGCACACGAAGAGUAUCCAAGAUCGGUCUCGGGAAUUAGCUGACGAAGAAGCUCUUGUGGGGAAAUGCAUGGAUGACAUUGCUGCCCUGAAGGUCCAACGAGAUGAGCACCAGGAAACUAGAAAAAAACUUUGGAAGACAGAGAGUAUCCUCAGCAAUGAAGUUGAUAAGCUGAAGUUUGACAUUGUCAAGGCUGAGAAGGCUUUAGAUCAUUCUGCUCCUGGGGACAUUCGUCGAGGAUUGAACUCCGUGAGACGAAUCUGUAGAGAUCAUAAUAUUUCAGGCGUGCAUGGUCCACUUUUUGAGCUUCUUGACUGCGAUGACAAGUUUUUUACGGCUGUCGAAGUGACUGCCGGAAACAGUUUGUACCAUGUCGUUGUUGAUACUGAUGAUAUCUCUACGAGGAUAAUUCGUUAUCUGAGUGCUGAAAAGGGUGGACGGGUCACGUUUAUUCCACUAAAUCGUGUGCGAGCUCCUAGAGUAACUUACCCGACGAGUUCCGAUGUCGUUCCUCUCCUCAAGAAGUUGAGGUUUGACCCGAAAUUUAGUGAAGCAUUCGGACAGGUAUUUGGAAGGACUAUAAUUUGCCGUGACCUCGAUGUCGCCACAAAUUUUGCUCGUUCGGCCGAUCUAGAUUGCAUUACUAUGGAAGGCGACCAAGUCAGUAAAAAGGGUGGUAUGACCGGUGGUUUCUAUGACCACAGACGGUCUAAGCUCAAGUACAUGACAAUCGUGAAAGAGAAUGCAAGAGCCAUUCACUUGAAAGAGCAGGAGCUGGAAAAAGUUCGGAACUCUUUCCAAGAUAUAGAUCAGAAGAUCAACCAAGUGGUUACAGAACUGCAGAAACUGGAACCAACGCGCGCGCACCAUAAAUCGUUGGCCGAGCAGCUAAAGAGUGAUAUCUCUAAUUUGAAAAAGCAGGAGACCUCUCUAGUUCACGCCAUUGAAAAGAAGAAAAAGUCACUUGCAGUUGCUCAUCAGCAUAUCGAGCAAGUUCGAUCAAGCAUUUUGACGAAACGGACAGAAAUGGGUACAGAUCUCAUUGACCAGCUUACACCAGACGAGAAGACGGAACUUUCUCGUUUGAACCCGGAGAUCUCGGAAUUAAAAGAUAUGCUAGUGCGGUAUAGAGCUGCUAGAAUGGAGGUAGGAAACCGUAUGAGCGAGCUCGAGACUUUACUUUCUACAAAUCUUGUAAGGAGGCAGCAGGAGUUGGAGGCUCAGUUUUCAGCAAUAGAUCCAGAUUCGAUGCUCGCCGAUUUGGAACAAAAGAAGCAAGCAUCGGUAGAUGCAAGCACCGCAGUAGAAGAAGCUACUCGUAAUCUCAAAGUAAUUACGGAUAAUAUUGAGAAGCAUGCCAAACAAGUCAGGGAUCUCAAAAAUGCGAAAGAUGAGCUAAAGGCUUUGGAGGACAAUUACGAGCGGACUCUUCAAGACGAGGCAAAGGACCUUGAGCAGUUGCUGAAUCGCAAAAACCUUCUUCAAGUUAAGCGCGAGGACUUGACGAAAAAGAUCCGAGACUUGGGCUCCUUACCGUCUGAUGCUUUUGAGAAGUACCAGCGCAAAAGUUUGAAGGAGCUACAUAAGAUGUUUCACAAAUGCAACGAGGAGCUGAAAAAGUUUAGCCACGUCAACAAGAAAGCUUUGGAUCAGUAUGUUAAUUUCACCGAGCAAAGGGAGGAACUACAUAAACGCCAGGCUGAGCUUGACAAUGGCGACGAGAAAAUUCGUGAGCUCAUUUCGGUUCUGGACCAACGUAAGGACGAGGCUAUCGAACGGACUUUCAAAGGGGUGGCGAAGAAUUUCAGGGAGGCAUUUGCGGAGCUUGUCCAAGGUGGGCAUGGCUCUCUUGUGAUGAUGAAGAAGAGAAAGGCUGACGAGGCUGAGGACGAGGACGCAGAUAAUGAUGAAGACGGAAACCGGGAAGCAGGAAGCGAGGGAAGGGUGGAGAAGUACGUCGGUGUCAAAGUGAAGGUUUCCUUCACCGGACAAGGGGAGACGCAAUCGAUGAAACAGCUUUCCGGUGGCCAGAAGACUGUUGUGGCGCUAGCACUCAUCUUUGCUAUACAGCGCUGUGAUCCUGGACCUUUUUAUCUGUUUGACGAAAUCGACGCAGCUCUGGAUCCACAGUACCGAACUGCCGUUGGAAACAUGAUCAAGCGUCAGGCCGAUACUGCGAAUACUCAAUUUAUCACGACGACUUUCCGGUCCGAGCUUGUCAAGGUUGCGGACAGGAUCUAUGGUGUGACGCACAAGAACAGAGUGAGCCGAGUGGACGUUAUCAGCAAAGACGACGCUCUGCAGUUUAUCGAGCAGGAUCAAACCCACCACAACGAGUGACUUUUCGGGACUUGAGAAAGAGUUUGGUCCCUCUCUUUCUUUCCUUUCCUCUCUUACUCACGUAUACGCUUUGUGCAGCAAGCUGACUGACACUUAACAGCGCUUCGUUUUUGUAAAUUUUCACAAGCUCUACUAAAUACGAUCUUUGGAUGUUUUU
This is a messenger RNA of Selaginella moellendorffii, 3842 nucleotides long. RefSeq names its product structural maintenance of chromosomes protein 3-like. The record is from RefSeq and is a predicted model, not a curated record. Bases 62 to 3685 code for a protein of 1207 amino acids. Gene Ontology annotation, molecular function: ATP binding; double-stranded DNA binding; protein binding. NCBI's taxonomy places the organism in Eukaryota, Viridiplantae, Streptophyta, Lycopodiopsida, Selaginellales, Selaginellaceae. Gene Ontology annotation, biological process: mitotic sister chromatid cohesion. The transcript has 28 exons. Gene Ontology annotation, cellular component: chromosome.